Messenger RNA from Centruroides sculpturatus (bark scorpion), 1431 nucleotides. RefSeq names its product peroxisomal sarcosine oxidase-like. The coding region runs from base 513 to 1388 and encodes 291 amino acids. NCBI's taxonomy places the organism in Eukaryota, Metazoa, Arthropoda, Arachnida, Scorpiones, Buthidae. The transcript has 5 exons. The record is from RefSeq and is a predicted model, not a curated record. Gene Ontology annotation, cellular component: peroxisome. Gene Ontology annotation, molecular function: flavin adenine dinucleotide binding; L-pipecolate oxidase activity; sarcosine oxidase activity.
UUAUUAAAUAUCUCUCGUUUUAAAACAACUUAAAAGAAAACACGUGAUGGUCUUAAUAGAUUCAUUAAUUUCGUUUUCCAACGUACCCAAGUCACCCAACGUACAGUACGUUUAUACAGCAUUCAUAAAUUCGGAAAAAAACUGAAAUAUCCAACGAAUUAUAUUCGGGAUUUGUUCGGAAAGUAAUUAAUAAGAAUUUAUUAAUGAACUCAUCAGCUGAUACUUUGUUUUACGUCAAUCUUCAGUUUUACAGCCAGUGAUUUUAAAGAAUGACGUCAAUUUGACGUCAUGAUUGUCUAAACAUUACUGAUUUUUUCCAAUUAUGAUUAUAAUUAAAAACUGUGAUUAGAGGUUUCAUAUUUUAAAUCAAAUUAUUAAAGAGUCUGGAAAAUUUUUUAAUAAUUUGACCUUGUGAUAUGACAUUAUCAUUCUGAUUAAAAGCAAAAAAGGAAAUCAUUUUUUAUGAUUGGCAAUGUUUAAAGGCUCAAAGUUCAUUAAUGUUUUAAAAAAAAAUGUCUGAAAGCUACGAUCAUGUGGUGUUAGGAGGCGGAAUAGUCGGAUCUAAUACUGCAAGAUAUUUGAAGUCGUUAGGAAAAAACGUAGCAUUAUUGGAACAGUUUUCUGCGGAAACUAAUCGUGGCGGUUCAAGUGGAUUCAGUAGACUAAUUAGAUAUUCUUAUGAGGAACCGUUCUUUGCCCAGUUAAUGCCAGAAGCUUAUCAAAUAUGGAAAGAGAUAGAAGAACAGAGUCAAAAGCAAGUUAUUGUUCAAACUGGAUUAAUUAUGUUGGAUAAGAAACCUAGUAAUUCCCUCAAAAAAUGCUGUGAAAAUGUUAAAAAUGUUGCUGAAACUUCUUUAACAGAAUUAAAUGAUGAAAUUAUGCAAGAAAAAUAUCCUCAAUUUCUUUUUAAUAAUGAUUAUAUAAAAUUUUAUGAAGAAACUGGAGGAAUUAUUUUGGCAAAUAAAGCACUUUCUGCAGUACAAGAACUUUUUAUAAAAAGUGGUGGCAAAUUUUACAGUUCAGAAAAGGUCUGCAAUAUUAAACCAGGGAAAAUAAUAACUAUUGAAACAGAAACAAAAAGUUUUCAAACACCAUCACUAAUCAUCUGUGCAGGACCUUGGACAAACAAAAUAUUGAAGUUUUUGGAUAUUCAAGUACCCAUAAAAACACCAAAGGUACGUGUAUAUUAUUGGAAAGAAAGAGAAAAUACAGGAAGAAAAUUUCCAUCAUUUCUUGAUUUGAAUGGAAUUGGAACACAUGUAUAUGGAUUUCAAGCUUUAGAAUAUCCAAAUCAUGUUAAGGUAGAUAGUAAAGUUUUGAAUACAUUAUUAAUCUAUAAUUUCACAAUUACAUCCAUUGUUUUUCAAUUCAUAUUUAUUUGCAAUUAAGUAAUUUAAUUUGUUUAUCAUUCUUUGUUGAAUGGAAGUUUCA